Messenger RNA from Exophiala xenobiotica, 6257 nucleotides. RefSeq lists its product as uncharacterized. Gene Ontology annotation, biological process: anaphase-promoting complex-dependent catabolic process; metaphase/anaphase transition of mitotic cell cycle; protein K11-linked ubiquitination. The transcript has a single exon. Lineage: Eukaryota; Fungi; Ascomycota; Eurotiomycetes; Chaetothyriales; Herpotrichiellaceae. The record is from RefSeq and is a predicted model, not a curated record. Gene Ontology annotation, cellular component: anaphase-promoting complex. Bases 139 to 6180 code for a protein of 2013 amino acids. Gene Ontology annotation, molecular function: molecular adaptor activity.
CUUGAUUAACAUCAGCAACACCGUUGCAAAUUCGACUACGAUUAUUCCAUGCAGUCUUUUCGGUAACGAUGGCCGUGGAGCAUGUCAUCCCACGAGAUCCUCUGAUGUCGAUUUAUCUUUCACCUUCCUCCCGCAACCAUGACCUCAGUGCAGUCGCUCGGCCUUCGUGAACCGAGUGCCUUACCAUACCUUGUGGCCGAGUCGAUCCUCCCUCCAGACCCCGCUCCCUCACUCUACAGAUGGACGGUCUUUCAGGUCCCUCAAUACCAUGGCCUGGGUCUAGUUGAGGAGGAAAUCCUUAGCACUGAGCACUGUGUUGUAUGGUCGCGCAAUGGAAUCAUCAAAAGAGCGUUGGACCUGGCUGUCGAAGGCGAAAGUAUCCUACAUGCCUUCGUGACAGACUUUGCUCCCAGCCAAGCGCAAGAUAUAGCAGAAGGAGGGCACCUCCAGGCGCAAGGUGGAUCCCAGGGACUGGUGGAACGUGGCCUCGUCGUGGUGCUCAAAACUCAGGCGCAUGUCUUUCUUCUCUCUGGUGAUGGCUAUGUUGUCCCUCUUUCGUUUGAGGUCGACUCUGCGCUCCCUUUUCCCUUCGGGUUCAUUCUGCAGCGGAAACUCAGUCCAGACGAGAUUGAAACCCCUCCUCUGCCACUGCAACAAGACCUGAGCACCAUAAACGAGACGCUUACUUCCAUCGAAGGUAACAGUUCGAGGCCAUCUUUAGUGCUACCAAGCGACCGGCAAUGGAAUUCGCGCCCCAAAUUUCCAACUGCCGCUGGCAUGCCCCGAACAUACUCAUUCACGCAGGUGAUGUCCGAGUUAGGUCUGGUGGUUCACAGUGCAAAUCGCAAGGGGGAGCCUCUUGACGGAUGCAGAGCGCUGCCUAGAACAGAGAGACUAGUCUUCAUUUCUCGGUAUGAUGAACUCGGUUCGCAAAUUGAGGACGACAAGCAACCUCUUUGCUUGGCUUUAACGCUCAACGAGAAGACUUCGACUUUCACUCUUUGGCAUGUGAGUCCAGACGUUGCCAGGAGAAGACUGGAUAGGCAAAAGACCAGUCGGACCUCCAAGCCGAGAGCUUCCUUGAGAAAGAGUUCGAACAUCUAUAAGCGUGAUCCAGGCGUUACCGCUCAACCAGCACGGAGGCCGGGCGAGUCGAGAGAGUCUCUUGGUGGUUCAGGACAACAAUUUCCUGACGCAGGGCUUCUCUCGUCAGUCCAGGAACAGAAACUAUUCCCGCCAGAUGAUCUAGCCUCCCAACUUGGUCCAGAGUUCGGUGACGUAGGGGUCCAAACUCGGUCAGCUCGAAGGAUCAGUUCAAUGUUAGCUCGAACGGACCUUGGGUCUGGAGCGGAUCGGAGCACAUUUAAUGAUCUGGCCAUGGGGCCCGGCGCUCGCCAGAGUCUGACCCGGACUGGCAGACGUGGAGAGUCCAUUGGGAGCUUCAACGACCGGCACAGCUUUGGCUUUCGACGCAGAAGCUCAUUCCCUACCAAUGCAUCCGCUUUCAGCACGGGGACUUCAUUCCUUGACAUAUCCGCUCGUGGUCUACUCGAGGACAUGGACCCAUUACUGCAGUCUGUCCGCGUCGAGGAAGAUAUUUGCAACGGAUCAGAGUCUGACUUACCUAGAGAAAUCGGAUUCUUCAAGAUCAAGUCUUUUCCCAGACGCCAAGUGUCGGUUGGUCCCAAUCCAAGUCUUGAUGUUGACGUUUCAACUCUCCAAAGCCCUGACCUGCUCAAUCAGGACGGACAACGACCGGGAGAGCUUUACGUGUGCGUCAUGGACAAGCCCCAACAAGAGCUCACUUUUGUAACUGUUCUGGUCAAAGCAGACUCGCGAGAAAGCAAGAAAACAUCUCUUGAGCUCAAAGCCACCGAAGUUCGCAGGUUAUCGGGAAUCAAGGAUGUCUGCAGAGUAGUUGACGGUCCUACUCAACGACUCGUCGUGCUGACCGAAUCGCUCGCAAGAAACAUCUCUCUACAGCUCGAAGCCCCUUGGUCUCCACCCUUUCGGUUCGACCUUCCGGCAAGGUUCGCGAUAUAUGAUCCCUUCGCGAGCUCACCGUCUUUGAGCCCUAGAAGGGACAAAGACACAGGGCUCAGACGGAUCAUACCAGGGGCGGAAGUCGACAUACAAUCACUGCUGGAGUCCGGAUCUCAUGGCAAAAUCUACGCGCUUGAUCAAUGUCUACGUCGUCAUGCCGUACAACUUCAACUGGCUCCUCGUGACCCCUUGGUCAUUGACAUCCUCAGGGUGUGUGAAGUGGUGCUCAAGACAAACCAGCAAGAAAGCUUGCUUGUUGCAUUUUGGGAGGUGUCUCGGUGGUUAAGCCUAAGAGAGCCGCCGGUCAAUUCAGAUUGGGUUGCGAUCGUUGUGGUCCUUUUCUCACUUGCGAUUCCUUUUCUGAACAGCCAGCAGUCGCAAUCUACGCCGAGCCAUCGACGGAAGAAAGGUGCUUUCCUUCGGUCCAGCAGUGGAAGCACCAUUGACACUACAAAUUAUGAAGCUAUGCAUAAUGGAGGAGGUGAUAUGAAUCUGAAUGCUGGGAUGCGCAGCCCAUCUUGGAGAUGGCUUUCGCGACAACAUACAACGAUUUCUUCUACUACACCAAGAUCGAAGUCGGGCAAGAUCUUAAGUCCAAUGACUUCCAAUGAGUCAGGUAGUGACGGGAAAAGUUCUUUUCUGAUGGAUUGUGUUGCGCUGGCAAAGGAAUAUGUACAGUCCCCAUCUGGCGAAAAUGCCUUUGGACCCGAGGGCUAUCUUCCUACAUCCAUCAACAAAGGCCGAGAGCAACGGUGCAAUGCCAUUCCAAGCAUCCUAUUAGGCUUGCAUCUUCUCUACGAGGAAAGCAAACUCAGUGUCCCGGCCAAUAUCAGAGCGAACAAAACGCGCAGCAAUUUGGUAAUUGUCAUGGCUCAAUUGGGACGCUGGCUUCAAUGGAACAGCUGGACAGCCGACAACAAUGGAUAUUACGAAUUCGAGUCAUUAGAGUGUGGCAGUUGUCUCUUUGAUCAUUCAGUCAUCGACGGCUUGCCAAUGCCAGCGCAACCCUUUGAACCCCCCUCGAUUUAUGACCACCUUGAACAAUGGAUCAGUGGCCUUUCUCCUGAUCCUUUCCUGACAUUGGCACAGCUGUCAGGGAGAAGCAUCAGCAGAUCUGGUGACACAGGCUCGCACCAAAUCGCUCAGUUGACCCCUCGAACAUUGGCUCUGAUCUCGUUCAUGCGGCAUGCGCAAGACCGAGUUGGCUCUGAAAACGUGAUUCAAUCCUUGUCGAAGGCUGGUAUGACGGCAGUAAAUCUACAUACCCUGCCGGAUGGGGUUGCUGCCGCUUUUCAGCAGGCUCUAUCGUCAAGGAGGUACCGAACAGUCCAGAAGAAACACGACGGGAAUCUGUUGCUCGCUGAUGGCACGGGUGUCAAAGAUGACGCCACGCUUUUUACAAACAGACCGCAUCUUUCUUCUACCCACGACGCUCUGCGAGACUAUCACAGCAUUUGCACAUCCGCACUCGAAGCAGAAACACUUCAGAGGUGGGAUGCAUCAUCCGAAGCUGACAGACAUGCUAUCACCAAGUUAAUCUUCAGUAAAGACCGGCGUUUCCCAGAAGCUUCCAAGCUUGUGAACCAGACACGACCUCCAGUGGUGGAAUGUACUCCUGAACCAGAGUGGACCGAGGUCGAGUUGCUGGAAGCCCAAAAGGAAUUGGCCCAGUACGUCACACGCCGAACACUGUCUGUGGCAACCGGACGAGGAAUGAUGCAUUACAAUGCUCGAGUCCCUUUGCUCACGGAAAGAGUCCCAAUUCCAGCCUUCAGCCUGCAAUGCAUCAUGAAACCCAGAAACUCCACCGAGAGUACGCAAGCAAUGACCUUCAGUGCCGAUAAAGCAACGUUUACCGAAGAGAAAGUGUGUUGGGCGUUUUUCCACAAUGGUGCAUCAAUGGGGCUGAUGAUCUCGAACGAUGCUAGAGGAAUUGACACUUCCUGGAUUCUGUACAACAAGCCGCCAGAACUGACGAACCGACAUGCUGGGUUCCUGCUUGCGCUAGGUCUCAACGGCCACUUGAAGACAUUGGCUAAGUGGGUUGCUUUCAAGUACCUCACCCCAAAGCACACCAUGACAUCGGUCGGACUUCUUCUCGGCCUGGCAGCGUCUUUUCUCGGGACUAUGGACACCUUGACUACUCGUCUUCUUUCCGUCCAUGUCACUCGCCUACUACCUCCUGGCGCUGCCGAACUAAAUCUUUCACCACUGACACAGACGACUGGUAUCAUGGGUAUCGGUCUGCUGUAUUACAACUCGCAGCACCGUCGGAUGUCUGAAGUUAUGCUUUCAGAGAUUGAAAAUGACGAUUCUGAAGAAGGGGCACCUGCCGACAUGGUCCUUCGUGAUGAAGGCUAUCGAUUAGCGGCAGGCUUCUCUUUGGGACUUAUCAAUCUGGGCCAGGGCAAGCGCCUACACGGCCUCCAUGAUAUGGGCGUUGUUGAAAGGCUUCUUGCGAUCGCGGUCGGCACCAAGAAUGUGAAUAUGGUUCACGUUCUUGAUCGCGCGACUGCUGGAGCCGUUAUGGGCAUGGCAUUUAUAUUUCUAAAGACAAACGACGAAGCGAUCGCCCGAAAAGUGGACGUCCCGGAUACUUUACAUCAGUUUGACUACGUCCGCCCGGAUAUCUUCCUCUUACGAACCCUGGCACGACAUCUGAUAAUGUGGGACUCAAUAGUCCCCACGACGAGUUUCGUGGAAGCAUCACUUCCUGCACCCUACAGGCGAAGAGCUGACCUCAAAUCGACGAAAUUUCUCAGCACAGAGGAUAUGCCCUUCUUCAAUAUCGUCGCGGGCAUCUGCUUCGCCAUCGGGUUGAGGUUCGCGGGCUCGGGACGUGUAGACGUCCGUGAUUUGUUGAUCUCAUACCUUGAUCAAUUCUUGCGACUAAGUCGGUUGCCUGCUCACAGCUACGAUGCGCGGGUGACGUUGAACAGUGUACGGAACUGUCUGGAUGCUCUGGCUUUGGCGGCAGCAUCCGUGAUGGCUGGCUCGGGCGAUUUGCUGGUUAUGCGGCGUCUACGCGCUUUACAUGGACGAACUGAUAAGGAAACUCCCUUUGGAAGCCAUCUCGCCGCACACAUGGCCUUGGGUUCGCUGUUCUUGGCUGGGGGAACAAGGACAUUUGGCACGUCCAAUCUUGCUAUCGCCAGUCUAUGUAUUGCAUUCUAUCCCGUGUUUCCUAGUGACGUGCUUGAUAACCGCAGUCACCUUCAGGCGCUCCGCCACCUAUGGGUCCUUGCUAUUGAAGGUCGAUGUUUGAUUGCCAGAGAUGGCGACGCCGGUGGUUCUGUCAUCGGAGGCGUGACUGCUACUGUCCAUCUCAAAGAUGGCACGACGCAACCGAUCCAAGUUCCUGGCUUGAUACCUGAGUUCGAAACCAUCAAAUCUAUCGAGCUCAAAGGAGAAGGGUUCUGGGACGGCUUCAUUGACUUUGGAGCCGGCGGAACAGAGCUUCGAGAGAAGAUCAAGGCCGAAAAUGCCGUCAACGUCGUCCUUCGCCGGAGAGCUGCGUAUGCGAGCCCUCCACGAGACCUCUUCAACGCCGAGCUGCAAGCGUUGACCGAAGCCCAAGGCAUCCCUAGCGUAGAUCCCAAUUCUGUCGCCUCCUACACUCACGGCGGAGGUGCAACGGUCGGCACGAGUUCCUCGAGGCCAGCCAAUCCAUUUGAAUGGUUGUUCGAAUUGGUUGCGCUCAAAGGUUUCGAUCAUGCUGAAAGAGCACUCGUGCUGGGCUCGACACCUGUGGGCGAAUGGAAUGCCGGGGAAUUGUUGCACACAAUGGUCGUUGAUUCUAGGCUGGAGCUGGAAAAGGUCAGUCUUCCGCCCGGAAGUGAAGCAAUUCUGCCUUCCGAGGGCAAGGAGACAUCUGCAUUAACCAUGGAGAAAGACAAACUCUGGCAACUGCGACUUCUGUUCAGCUGGUUCGAUCGCUGGGAGAGGGAAGAUGAGCAGAUCGAUAAGCAUGGUCAUAACGAGGGAGCAGUAGAUCUAGAUGAGGACAAAUGGUUCACCAGGUCUGGAGGCACAUGGUUGAGGAGGGAAGUCAUCGAACGCUUGAGAUGGAGAGUCUGGAACAUGACAAUGGCCGAGGACGACAAACACCAGACAAUUCAGAACGGCGAAGAGACUUAAUCAUCAUGGCUAUGUGGAGGCCAGGCACAGAAGCCGUUUAGAGGGCAUGUAUAGAUGCUGAUAGUAAAGGAUCAUGC